AUGCCAAAAGUACGUGGAAAACGCUUAACUAGAAAAAUCUGGCGUUCAAUAAUGGCAAAAAAUCAAAUGAAUAAUAAUUUAAAUGCAACGACAACAUCCUUGUCAAUCAAUUUCAACAACAACAGUAUAAGUUCUUCAAACGCUUUAUUAACUAGUGGGAAUUCUUCAUCAAUAUGUUACGAUGACAUAUGCAGAGCAACGAAUGAAACAACUUCAAACACCAAUAAUAGUAGCCGAGUUAUGGCACAAAGUGGAAGACAAAAACGAUGUGAAUAUUUUGAUCGUACUUACGAUAACUGUACAACAGCAAACGAUAAUAACUUUAAGGAAAUAAUAGCCACGAAUGAAAACAGUGAUAUGAAAAACGAACAACAGUGUGUUGUCGUUAAUCCGGCUGUACUUCGAUAUUUAGAACAAAAUCGUAGUUCCGGUUAUCAACGUAGUGAUGGUGAUAAUACAUCGACAGAACUAAAAAAUUACAUUUCAUCAGUGCUAACAACAUCGGGUAAGUUAUCAGCGACAAAUACCACUGCAACAGGAGAUUUCAAUAAACUACCACAACGAUCAUCGGCAACACCAGCAAAAUUGUGGCUAUCCGAUGUCGUAUCGGACAAUAGUUUGUUUACGAAUAACGAUACAAAUUCAUCACCGCCAUUGAUAACAUCAUCACACGCAUUCUUCGACAUACUCAAAAGUUUUUCCUCAAGGAAAACAACUGCACCUUGUGAAACAUUGACGAAAAGAGCAACUAUUGAAGAUAAUUCCUAUACUAGUAGUAACAUCUUCUCCAUGCAAAAUCAACAGCCACCAUCAUCUUCCUCGACACAACAUAGUCAGAUCCAUCAUUCAACAACGUCACUAGUAAAUACCAAACAUUUUUCAACAGAUAUUAAUAGCAUAGAAAAUAUGUUUGAUCGAUCCAUUGAAAAUGCUACCAGAGCGGUUGUUAAUGCGCCCGUUUCAGUAAUACCGACUCACAUUCAUUAUCAUCACUAUUUACAACAGCUACAAUAUAUUCCACGAAUAAAUAAAAAUGAAAUACUAGAAUUAGAUAAAUUAGUUCAAGAUGACUUGUUUUGGGAUUUUUGUUGCUCAAAUGACUUCAUAACGAGUUCAAUGUUAGUUGAAUAUAUAUUAUCAAAAGAAAAAAAAUAUGCAGCAAGGAAAAAGAAUGUGGAUGAUAAAGAAAAGAAGGCACAAACAGAUACAAAUAUUAUCUAA
This is a messenger RNA of Didymodactylos carnosus, 1221 nucleotides long. The record is from the annotation of a GenBank genome assembly. Lineage: Eukaryota; Metazoa; Rotifera; Eurotatoria; Philodinida; Philodinidae.